Molecule: messenger RNA, 3061 nt
Organism: Exaiptasia diaphana
Lineage: Eukaryota; Metazoa; Cnidaria; Anthozoa; Actiniaria; Aiptasiidae
Product: TBC1 domain family member 9
Exons: 20
Coding region: 69-2966 (965 amino acids)
Source: RefSeq, a predicted model, not a curated record
UGAAAAWUUGGGUAAAAUGAUUCCAUUUUAAAUAAUAAUUUUAUUAUAGAAGUCAAACAGUACUAGUUAUGUGGACUAGACCAGAAGAAGUGUUACUAGCUAAUGCCUUAUGGGCAACGGAAAGAGCGAAUCCAUACUUUGUACUUCAACGAAGGAAAGGCCAUGGUGGUGGAGGAUUGACAUCGUUGUUAAUAGGAACUUUGGACAAUGUUCUUGAUUCUAAACCUUUACCAUUUCGUAUUCUUCUUCAGCUACCAAACUCAGAUGUUAGCUACGUUAUUUCCCAUGGCUCCUCAUUUAAAGAAAUUGAAUCAGACUGGGACUGGUUGACAAAAUAUCUUAUUGAGACAUUAGAAAAUAUUGAUAGUGAAGAUGAUAUAAGAGAUUUUGUKCGAGCAAAGAUUGAGAGCCUGGUAUGCAAUGUUGAAGCUGACUGUGAGCAGACUUUUGUCCAAGAUACUGAAACAGCAAAGUUCAAAUCUGCAACAAAGAGAUUUCACAGGCUGUUUAAACUUCAAGAGAAUGAAAAGCUUGUGAAUUAUUAUUCAUGUAGCUACUGGAAGGGGCGUGUUCCUCGGCAAGGCUGGUUAUACUUGUCUGUCAAUCAUGUYUGUUUUUACUCAUUUCUUAUGGGGAAAGAAGCAAGAUUAGUCAUACAGUGGACAGAUGUCACUUCUCUUGAGAGAACAAAUAGCGUACUGUUAGCUGAUGGUAUCAAAGUGACAACAAGAGACGGAGAGUUUUGCUUUUCACUGUUGAUGCAUCCAUCAGAGACAUUUGGACUCAUGGAACAAUUGGCAAAUCUUGCUAUGAGACAUUUAUUACUGAAUGAAGGUUACGAAGAGUCUGUUGCCUUGCCAACACUCACCAGAUCGCUGCCUGAACAUCCUGCUUUUCAGUCAGAUGUUGGGAUUGGUGCAUUAAGACGAGUUCUUACAGCAUAUGCAUGGAGGAACCCUAGUAUAGGGUACUGUCAAGCUAUGAACAUUGUUGCAUCUGUUCUACUGCUGUACUGUACGGAAGAGCAAGCCUUUUGGCUGCUCGUUGCUGUCUGUGAACGACUUCUACCAGACUACUACAACACAAAGGUGGUAGGAGCUCUCGUAGAUCAAGGUGUAUUUGAGGAUCUAACAAGACUUCAUCUACCAGAGCUUUACGAUCACUUAAAGGACCUUGGGAUACUGAACAUGAUCUCCUUAUCGUGGUUUCUGACCCUUUUUCUCAGUGUUAUGCCGUUUGCCUCAGCUGUCAACAUUAUGGACUGUUUCUUUUAUGACGGAGUUAAGGUUUUAUUUCAAAUCGCCCUGGCAACGCUUGAAGCAAACAAAACGCAACUCCUAGCCGUGGAGGAUGACGGGGAGGCUAUGACUAUAUUAGGAGCAUACCUUGACCACGUGACAAAUAGAGACGCUAGUUCCCAGUGCCUUACAAUGACUGUAAAUAACCGAAGCAUUGGAGUACCGUCCACAGAGUAUUCAUCCUCUGUCGACGUAUCUAAUCUAAUCCUUGAGUCCUAUCAAAAGUUUGGCUUCAUUACAUCUGAGCACAUUGAGUCAAUGAGGAACAUCCAAAGACUGAAGGUUGUCCAGGGGCUUGAGGAUAGCAUGAGACGAAAUGUUGUAAGGACAAUCGGAGCUGAAAGCUCCAUCUUCAAUCAGAAAGAACUGGAACAGAUGUACGCUGUAUUUAAAGUGAGUCAUUUGCAAACACGUGGUCGGGUCCCAAGCCUCGAGACACGUGAUUCCAGUCAACAAUGGCAACAUUUACAAUGUAUUGAUCUAGAGGGAUUUAAACCAUUCUUCGUCAGCUUGACAGACUGGGGAAAUUGCGAGAUAUGUGAUUUAUUAUCUCUAAGAGCUUUUAAGGUGAUCACACAAGGCAAAAGUGACUUCAUUACUUUCAAACAACUCGUCGACACGCUGGGAAAAAUCUGCAAAGGCGACCUUCACGACAGGCUGAAGUUCAUGUAUAGCAUGCACGUUGAGCCCGCGAUCACCGACAGUUUAGAAUCAUACUGUGAAACAGGCAUAGAAAUCGAGGAGGGAAAGACCGAAACAUCCAGCGCCGAACAAACUGAAGCAUGUUGUGAUAAUCAAAAUAAGGAGACGCCAUUAAGCUCGAGUGCCAAGAGUAACGACAGYAAGAUACAAGAAAUCUUGCAGCAAAAUGAUGACACAGUCCAUCCGCCACCACUGAUGACCCAGGAACAGUUUAUUCAUCUAUGGAAGACAAUGUAUUCACUAUUUCGUGAAUUGCCGAACGAGCAACAAAUGUACCAAGCCAUMGCYACUGUAGGCAACAUUUUAUUAAAACUAGGCGAAUUCGGAACCGAAUACGGUACAUCCUCACCUUUUGAAAUCCCCGAAGACAACAUAGCUAAUAGCUUAGAUUCCGAGAAAUCUUCGGAAACUCCGAACCUACCCGAAGGCGUGACGACGUCUUCCGACCUGGYAUCGUCGGCCUUGUUAAAAGACGUUUUGGCCGAUGCUGCGCGAAGUAGUGAAUCGUCGUUGAGUAGCCCAGUACGAAGUACUUCGGGAGAAGACUUUGUGAUAGUACCGAGCGACGAUGGCUUCAGCAGCCCAGAACAACUUGACUUUGACAAGAAUGGUGUCAUGGAGAACUUGUCRAGUGUAUACAUAAAGUUACAAAAUACUGAACUGACUUCACCAAAYUUGAGUGUCACUGACGAGAACCCUGAAGAACAAUGCAACGAGCAAAGGACCCCAACRCAWGAAGAACCGGAAGUAGAUUUUGAUAAUGACGUCAUUGAGAGACCUUCUUCCGGUAUGCUGGACACUGAUUGGUCGAUAUCUUACGAGCAGUUUUUGGCAUCAAUGCUGACAGAGCCCUAUCUUGUACAUUAUUUUGAACAACAGAUCGAUGUACUAGAACGGUUAAAGCGCUUAAAGACUGAGGGACUAACGAGUUUUAAGAGCUCUUUGAAUUUAUUAGAAGGGGAGUAGAAAAUGUGCAGCAAUAUUGACUUUGGUUUUUUUUUUUUUGGUUAUUUUGCUUUAUUUCAUGGGGUAAACGCUAUUAAAUUUACACACUAAAACCA